This is a messenger RNA of Trichogramma pretiosum, 1793 nucleotides long. Its product is annotated as soluble calcium-activated nucleotidase 1-like. Bases 108 to 1715 code for a protein of 535 amino acids. The transcript is spliced from 6 exons. Gene Ontology annotation, molecular function: calcium ion binding; UDP phosphatase activity; GDP phosphatase activity. The record is from RefSeq and is a predicted model, not a curated record. Lineage: Eukaryota; Metazoa; Arthropoda; Insecta; Hymenoptera; Trichogrammatidae. Gene Ontology annotation, biological process: proteoglycan biosynthetic process.
GCCGCGCGCUCGCGAAAGCGGUCCCAUUUUCAAAGUAUAGACGUUGUUUUUUGUUUCGAAGAAUAAUUUUUUUUGCUCGUUUCGUCGGUACAAAGAGCGAAGCAAAAAUGGGUUACUUCAAGUGCAUAGUGCCAUUAGUUGUGUUAGUAUUGGUAUCUAGUGCCUCGGCCAGACCUGGCAUAUUCAGCGAAGGUCGCGGCCUAGGAACUGUACUGGACCCUCUGGGUCUGUUCCACCACCCCAGCAGCGGCUCGAGCGCCAGCGCCGACGCCAGCAGCAAGACCACCUCGCUGCAGGGUGGCUUCCAUCUGGGCCCGAUCGGCUUCUCCGGCUCUAUCAACAGCGCCAGCGCCAAUGCCCACUCCAACGCCGGCUCCAACGGCGGUGGUCUGCUCGGCAGUGCCGGUGGUGCGUCCAGCGAAGCCGUAGCCAACGCCAACGCCAACAGCUUCGGUAACGGCGGCGGACUCUCGCCCUACGGCGGUGGAUACGGCGGUGGCAAUUCCGGCGCCCAAGCCGCGGCUCAGGCCAACGCCAACAGCUUCGGCAACGCGGGUGGACUCUCGCCCUACGGAGGCGGCUACGGCGGCAACUCCGGCGCCAAUGCCCAGGCCUCGGCUCUAGCCAACAGCCAAGCCGGUGGAUACCCUGGCUUCUACGGGGGCGGUAAUUCGGCCGCCAACGCCGAGGCUUCGGCUCAGGCCAACAGCCAAGGUCACGUCAGGGGCAUCAGAUCGGCGUGCGACACGACCGACGCGUACGCCUACAAUCGAAGCUAUCCGCUAACUCCCGCGGUGAGGAAAGACGACGAGAUCAAGUUCAGCAUCGGUAUGAUCAGCGAUCUGGACGAGGACUCGAGGCAGAAGUCGAAGAAGGACCUGUGGCGCAGUCACCUGAAGAGGGGCCAGCUCACCUGGCACCCGCUCAAGAACGAGGUGUCGGUAAAGUGGGACAAGGGGGUGACCACCUUCUCCACGACUCUGAACAUGAAGGGCCGCGGCAUGGAGUUCUCGGAGCUGGUCGUCUUCGACGGCAGAUUGCUCACGUUCGACGAUCGAACAGGCGUGAUUUAUUAUUUCGAGGGCGACAACGCUUACCCCUGGGUUAUUCUGAUGGACGGGAACGGAAAGAGCUCGAAAGGAUUCAAGGCUGAGUGGGCCACCGUGAAAGACAAUCAGCUGUACGUCGGUAGUACCGGCAAAGAAAAGACCACCUCCAAGGGUGAAUUCGUCAGCAACGAUCCCUACUGGAUCAAAGUGGUGUCGCCUCGGGGCGAGGUUCAGGCCUACAAUUGGACGUCCAAUUACAAACGUUUGGCUAAGGCGAUAGACAUCGAGCCACCAGGUUACGUCAUUCACGAGUCCGGCGUGUGGAGCGACACUCGCAAAAAGUGGUUUUUCCUUCCGCGAAGAUGCUCCAAGGAAAAGUACAACAAAGAUAAAAACGAGUCGAGGAGCUGCAACGUCCUCUUAAUUGCCGACGAGACGUUUGAAAAUGUUCAGGCAAUUUUGAUCGGUGGCCACGUGAACAUCCGAGGAUUUUCUAGUUUCAAAUUUUUGCCCGGCACCAACGACACAGUAAUCGUCGCGUUGAAAACGAAGGAGCUGGAGAACGACACGGCCACCUACAUAACCGUAUUCAACACCGAGGGCAAAAUUCUCAUGCCCGAUCUGAAAGUCGACAACGACAAGUACGAGGGAUUAGAAUUUUUGUAAACUCAUUUUUUUUUGCCAUAAUUUCGAAUUAUGUAAGAAGAAUGCAACAUAAACAAAUAAAAUUGUAUAAUAAUGUAA